AUGCUGGACGCAAAGGCCGUGCUUGAGCAGGAGAAGAAGAAGACCCUUGAGCCUACGCCAAGCCAGUUGGUGAUUCCCCCAGUGCCGAAGAGGGGCACUUUGGGUAGGACAGUCAGAUUGAAGAGUGGUCGCAUAGCUGCAGAGGACGAGGUCACUGACAAGAACCCGACGAGGGCCAAGGAAGCAUUGUUGGGGAAGUAUCGCAUUUCCACGGUGAGGAACGCCGGAGGAGGAACAGAUUAUGUGCAGAUGGUCAUGAAGGAGUUGACACGGAAGCUGGAGCAGAAGGCACCGCCAGUGAAGCGGGCGCCCCGCUGGCUGGGUUGCUUUGUGGCGCCGAUGGAAACAUUGGUCGUGGACACCAAGGUGCCCCUCGAGAUCAGGAUCUGCGCAUGGUUCAAGUUGAUUAAGCUAUGGGCCUCAAUGAGGUUUGACGAUGCAGCACACCUGAAGACGUCGGAGAUUCGCUUCUAUGACGGCCAGUUGACAGGGAUGAUGCAUCAGUCGAAAACAACACGGGCAGGCAAGCGCGUCAGGGAACUCCCCAUCUACAUCGCCAAGGAGGCCUAUGUGCUGCAGGAGGACUGGUUGUCGAUUGGCUUCGAUUUGGUGAAGCUGCAGAUGCCGAGAGAUAGGACCUUCGUCUUCCCGGAGGGAUGUUUUUAUGGGACUGUCUACGGCACCAGCCAUGUGACCUAUGCAGAAGCUGUAGUGGAUUGGGCUCACCACGGAUUACAAGACGUACUCCAUGGGCCUUUCAGAGAGGAGGACGGCAUGGGUCGUAUCCUGGGUGAACUCACUUCGGGAGAGAAAGGAGGUCUCAUAUCGGGAAUUUGCAGCUGGACUUGGAAGGCUAGGGUUCGCUGCCUUGGCCUUGCCCUGAGAGCGACCUUUCCUUGGCCCGCUCUACGCAUGGGCCUCAGCCAUCCAGGCGAACAAGGGCACAACGACGAUACCCUGGUCAGUCCUCUUCAUACUGGGGUGGAUUGCACGGCGACAGAUGAUGCAGCUUGGAUUGGAGGUUGGCUGCAGGAGAGUGACAAUAGCAAAGAGUGCCGAUGGUUCUCACUACGGGUCACGGAGAGGCUGGCGCCCUGGCUUCUCUACCGUGGGAAGAACCCGAAGAGAGUGAUAGCUGCAUUGGAGUUGCUUGCAACCUUGAUCGCGUUGAGACUUUGGCUGACGAGGGCAGGAGACUCUGCGGAGGUGCAUGCAGAGGCCUUCACGGACAACAAGGGCAACGCGUUCAUCUUGCGCAAAGGCCUAUCCACCAAAUACCCAGUGACGCUACUGGUCAUUGAGGUGGCAGAAACUCUCAGGAGGCUGGAUACAUUUGCUACCCUCACCUGGGUGAGGCGGGAUGGAAAUGUCUUGGCAGAUGCCUUGACGAAUGAAGACUUCGGUGCAUUUGAUCCCAGGUACCGAGAGGCCAUUGAUGACAAGAAUCUGCAAUGGUACGUCUUGGAUGACCUGCUCCAAGGUAGUGAGGAGCUUUUCAACGAGAUAAAGGUGCACAAGCAGAAGAAGAGAGAGACCAACAAGACUUUGGGCCGAGCAAAGAAGAAGGCCGCGAAGUUUUUCAGCCGGUGGAAAUCCUGA
This is a messenger RNA of Durusdinium trenchii, 1599 nucleotides long. The record is from the annotation of a GenBank genome assembly. NCBI's taxonomy places the organism in Eukaryota, Dinophyceae, Suessiales, Symbiodiniaceae.